Messenger RNA from Orbicella faveolata, 820 nucleotides. Its product is annotated as protein KTI12 homolog. The record is from RefSeq and is a predicted model, not a curated record. NCBI's taxonomy places the organism in Eukaryota, Metazoa, Cnidaria, Anthozoa, Scleractinia, Merulinidae.
GGCAUUUGGAACGGGCCAUAGAACACACUACAUGUACAUUGCAGCAUUCUCAAAUUAGAUAGAAAAGAACAUCUGGUUUGACUGUAAAUUGUAUAAAGUACGGCAAAAGAUAUACUAUACUCAUGAUGUACAGUGUUGCUCUAUAUAGAGGUCGACAUAGUCUCUGAUUAUUGUCUGUUUGUUAUUGUCUGGCAAAGUUUUUGGCAAGCAUGAUGUCAUACAUGUUUAACAAAGAUUCCCAGGCAUGCUGCAGUGAAAUAUUGCAUUUGAUGAUUUGUUUUACUAUUUCAGGUUCAUUGUGACACUCCAAAAGAAACAUGCAGAGAGUGGAACAGAACAAGAGAGAAAAGAUAUAAUGAUGACAUAUUAGAUGCAUUGGUGAUGAGAUUUGAGCCUCCAGAGUCAAGAAACAGAUGGGAUUCCCCUCUGUUUGUUAUUCAGGUGGGCGACAACCUUCCUUUCGACUCUAUAUAUGAUUCACUGAUUAACAGAAUACCGCCUCCACCAAAUCAGGCUACCCAGCCGCAACCAUUGUCUGCAACAAACUUCUUAUAUGAACUUGAUAAAAUGACACAAGAGAUAGUCACGGCAUUGUUGAAUUCUCAACGUACAUUUGUACCUGGUGAUCAUGUAACAGUUCCAGGGACGUCCGAAAAAGUUGUCCUGAAUAGAACUGUUAACAUGGCGGAAUUGAGAAGAAUACGUCGGCAGUUUAUUACUUACACCAAAAUGCACCCUGUAGAAGAUACAAAGAAAAUUGCGAAUAUGUUUGUACAAUACCUGAACAGUAGCGUCAAAUAAAUGCUCUUAUUUUAUGACA